Pundamilia nyererei is the source of this 936-nucleotide messenger RNA. RefSeq names its product cornifelin homolog B-like. The transcript has 4 exons. The coding region runs from base 331 to 729 and encodes 132 amino acids. The record is from RefSeq and is a predicted model, not a curated record. NCBI's taxonomy places the organism in Eukaryota, Metazoa, Chordata, Actinopteri, Cichliformes, Cichlidae.
ACUUCUUUCCUGUCACGGCGAGUGGGAUGAACUGUGGAGAAAAAUCAAGGAAGAUCCAAUUGCAGGCACUCAUGGAAGUGCGAAGGAGGUUUAUUGUAAAAAUAAAAUACAAGUAGAAAACAGCAAACGGGACUGAAGAUAAUCUGAACUGAGAACAACUAAACAUGAACAAGAACACGAAUAUGAGGGCAGGUGAGCAGAGGCAGAUAACGGACAGCAGGGAGCACACACAGAUGAAGCACAGUGGAUACACAGACUGACCAGCGACUACAACAUAAGAAGACACAACUUAAAUACACACAGAAGAACACGGGGAGAAUACAAACAGCCAUGGCUGCUGUCUACCAGCAACCCAUCCAGGUAGUGACGGUCGCCACCACUAAUAAAAACUCCGGGCGAUGGAGCACCAACCUCUGUAAUUGCUGCUCUGAUAUGCACACCUGUUGCUAUGGCCUUUGGUGUUUACCCUGCAUGCAGUGUGAGACAGUCAGUAGACAUGGAUGGUGCUGCGUCUUGCCUCUCCUGGACGGUUGCUGUGUGGUGUCCUACUUAUUCCGCAAGUCCAUCAGGGAGCGCUACAACAUCCCUGGUUCAUCCUGUGCCGACUGCUGUCAAAUAUUUUGGUGUUACGAGUGUGCUUGGUGCCAGAUGCAUCGUGAGCUGAAAAUCAGGGCCAGGCAGGCACCUGCCAUCUUGACGGUGGUCACCACGCAGGUCAUCCAUGGAUAGAAUAUCAACCUCGUGUGUCAAGUGCAUGUCACUUUUUCUUAAUUAAACUUAUUUGUCAUAAUAUUGCAAUUAAACAACAUUUAAGAAACAUUUAGUUGUUUUUACAGCUUGAAAUGAAAGCAAAGAAAUGUAGCCCCUUUGUAUCUGCUUUUUCAUAGCAUUGCAGAGCUCAUUGCGAGUGCUAGCAUGGUGUAGGUGAUACGUGAC